AUGGAAGUCGACAAGGCCAAGCACCACCCCAAUGCUGUCCCCAAUGCUGUCCCCGUCGGAGCCGCCAUCUUCGAUGAACCCGUCUCAUACCUGGACCUCAAGGCCUGGAUCGCCGAACAAGAAGCCUUACCCCAGCCAGAGCCACUCACUGAUAUCCAGAAGAGAGCCAUUCUGGACCUGAAGAAUUCCAUUGUCAAGACGAAGCAUAAUUUUGGCCUUAACGAAGCUGACUGGAUCUCUUUACUUAUGAGAUACCAGCAGGCCCAUCAAGCGGAACAAUGUGUGAUCGAAUAUAAUGACAGCCACCAAAAUCCGGUUGGCAAGGUUGGGUUCAUGUGCUUUGUCUCCCUUCAAGUCACCAAGGACUGGGAGCCGAUCCUCUUCCCCAGCGAAGAGAAUGGUCUAUUGCAGGACGAGAUUACCGGAGCACCUUAUGUCCCGCAAUUUACCAAGAAAAAGGACGCAAAACGGUACGCAGCCAAGUGUGCUAUCGAGUGGCUUAUGUAUCAAAGGUACAUGCCCUCAGAUUGCAAAAAUGUGACUUUCGGCAGUUUCAAGGCAACGCCCAAACCUGCCAAUCCCCAAAUCGGGCAGGCGAAGAAAACACCUCAAGUUGCGGUUGUGCACCCUUCGAUCAUUACUCCCCAGCGGACCCCUACGGCACCGGUCGAAAGCAACGGAUUCGCUAAUGAUAAUGGCACCGUGUCUGCGCCCAUCUCCAUCCCCGCCACGCCAUCGCCUCCCGCGACCGGGGAAUUGGAAUCAAACAACGGUAGCAACGGUGCCUCUCUGGAUCCAAAUGCCGUGAGUAACACCGAGAAGUCAUUGGCACCCUAUCUUGCCAAACCUCCUCCGGCUGCCACGCCUAUUCGUAGGAAAGCCACCGAUAAUCUUCUUGAUAUUGACGUCCAUGACGAUAGUAUCUCGGUCCAUCAACGAAUAGCUGAGAUGUGCAGGAGAUUGGGGAUGCCAAUGCCACAAAUCAAAGUCGAACUGAUUCCUGAUACUCAGAACAUGUAUCGCGGCUGGGCCAGCUUUCCGAUCGAGGCGGGGCUGGUACCGGAGCAUGUCGGGCGAGUGAAAAGCGGUUUAUUGAUGAAGCGCACCAAGGAGAUGGUGGGUGAGCAAGUUCUGGAAUUUCUGUUCCAGCUUGAGCAGAAACGGCUUGCGGAGGCGGACCUUGUUUGGGCGGAUGUAUGAGGCUGCGCAGGGAGUGAAUCUAUGGUAUCAGGCAGUGAUGGGGUCGGUGAUGUUUACCUCCGCUGGUAUUUGGUUGCCUAUCUCGAGUGAUGGGAGGAACGUGGCGCAAGCGUCUGUCCACGCCACGAUCUCGUAUCGAUGAUGGUCUCUGAUCUUUGAAUCUCGGAGCAGUUUUGGAGUUGUUAAGUCUACCCAUAGGAGGGAUGAUGUUGAUAUCGUUCACGGUACAGCGACCAUCUCCCAAGUUUACUGUGGAAAUCUCGCCUCGAACCUAAGGGAAGGUAAAACCGAGCAGGGAAGUAACUGUAACACCAUGAUCAGCGAAAUAUAUUUUCAGUCAUGACCGUCA
This is a messenger RNA of Neurospora tetrasperma FGSC 2508, 1549 nucleotides long. RefSeq lists its product as uncharacterized. The transcript is spliced from 2 exons. NCBI's taxonomy places the organism in Eukaryota, Fungi, Ascomycota, Sordariomycetes, Sordariales, Sordariaceae. The record is from RefSeq and is a predicted model, not a curated record. The coding region runs from base 1 to 1200 and encodes 399 amino acids.